This is a messenger RNA of Amaranthus tricolor (Joseph's coat), 1085 nucleotides long. Its product is annotated as peroxidase 29. NCBI's taxonomy places the organism in Eukaryota, Viridiplantae, Streptophyta, Magnoliopsida, Caryophyllales, Amaranthaceae. The record is from RefSeq and is a predicted model, not a curated record. The transcript is spliced from 3 exons. Gene Ontology annotation, biological process: hydrogen peroxide catabolic process; response to oxidative stress. The coding region runs from base 90 to 1085 and encodes 331 amino acids. Gene Ontology annotation, molecular function: heme binding; peroxidase activity.
UUUAGGACUGGGCUUAUUCCUUACUAUAUAAGAAUACACACUAUUGUAUAUGUUGUACAGAGAAUAUAGAAAAAUAGGGAAGCUAAGAAAUGACAAAGUGGAGUGUAAUAAUGUGGACAGCGAUUCUUUGUUAUUGUUUAUGUAUAAUUGAAACAAGUGAAGAAAACAAUACUAGUAUUAAUACUACAAGUAAGCAGCUUGCUUACAAUUAUUACGAGUUAACAUGUCCGUUUCUGGAAGAUAUUGUGAGAAAACAAAUGUUAAUCUUCUUUGCUGCUGAUGCUUCUGCUCCUUCUGCCUUUCUACGUCUUUUCUUCCAUGACUGUCAAGUUCAGGGGUGUGAUGCUUCAAUUCUACUUGAUUCCAAGGACUCAGAAAUGCAAUGUUCCAAGAACUUUGGAAUUAGAAAACUUGAAGAGAUUGGUAGAUUGAAGUCUAUCUUAGAAGCUGUAUGUCCAAGACAAGUCUCUUGUGCAGACAUAAUUGCUCUGGCAGCCAGGGAUUCAAUUCUACUCUCUGGUGGACCUUUCAUUCAAAUCCCUCUUGGAAGAAAAGACUCCUUCAACUAUUCUACUCCCAAACAAGCUGAUGCUCAUCUUCCUUCCACAACUAUCAAUGUCCACCAAUUACUCCAUAUUUUCAAACCCAAAGGGAUGUACCUCCAUGAAUCUGUUGCAAUUCUAGGUGGACACACACUGGGAGGAGGGCAUUGUAUAAACAUUGUGGACAGGCUUUACAAUCCAAAAUCAAGGGACCAAAUGGAUCUCAGUUUUCAGCUGAGUUUGAGACUUGCUUGUCCUAGUAAAGUCCCCAUUACAAACCUUACAUUUAUACCAAAUGAUAUGACUCCAACAAUAUUUGAUAACCAGUAUUAUAGAGACAUUAUCAUGGGUAAAGGCUUGUUCGGGAUCGAUUCCAGCAUCGCAAGGGAUCCACGAACAAUGAACAUUGUCAGUCAGUUUGCUAUGGAUCAACAAUAUUUCUUCGAGACUUUUUCAUCUGCGUUUGUGAAGCUCUCUUCGGCUAAUGUUCUUACAGGGAAAAUGGGUGAAGUUAGGAUACAAUGUGACCAAGUCAAUCAAUGA